AUGCCAACAUACGAAAUACCUCGAGAUUAUCGACAAGAUACUAAAGGAAGUACUACCCCUCGUAGUUUUGUUGAUGAAUCAACUCAAUAUACACCAGUUACUGAAUAUCCAUCAUCAUCAGCAAUGUCUUCACGAAUAAAACAAUCAGCUUCAAUGUAUAGACUUGAAAGUCGAUAUCAACCAAUUACAAAAGGAAAUCAACAAUCAAGUCAACCAAUAUUUUUUGUCGAACCUGUAGUUGUCGCACAACCAAUGCUUUAUAAUAUUCCUAAUGCACAAACUACUCCAAUAUUUAAUCAAUCAACAUCUAGCAAUAAACAACCAUCUAUUCCUACAUUCUAUUCAAUAAAUGGUCAAUCUCGUCGUCUAACCGUCGAUAUGAAUACUAAUAAUUUAGAUCAUUCUAAUCAAGUUAUCAAUGAAUCUCCUAUACUUUAUUCUAUGAUCAAUCGUCCACCUUCUGGAAAUCAAAUUCAAGAAUCAAAUAAACAAUAUUUACAACAACAACCACCACCAACUGUUUAUUCAAUUGUUGGUAGUGCAGCACGUACAUCACGUGGUGUACAAGUAAGUACGCUUGAUACUGUUCAACCAAUACCAAUUUUAUAUACGAUUACGGGUGAUACAUCAACUCCAAUAAAUACACCAAAAGAAAAUGUUCCACCACCAACUGUGACGAAACCAUCAAACGAUAUUAUGAUGUAUUCAUUAGAUAAUGAAACUAAUGUUCCUCGAAAACAACAACAACAACAACAACAACCAAUUCAACCAAUUCAACCAACUACACUUUACGCAUUAGUCAGUCGACCACUUUCACCAUCAAAAAAAUCAACAACAAUAAUACCUACUGAACGUAUUAAUCGUAAUGUCGAACGAAAACCAGAAACAAUCCAUGAAGAAAUUAUAUCGUAUCCAAUAAUAAAAGCUAAACAGGAACCACAAGCAAAAGAAUCAAAAAAUCCAAAAUCACAAGCAUUAUUAAUUCCUCUUAAUGAUGAUGAAUAUCGUACACGUGCUAAAGUAGCUCAUCAAUCACCUCUUUUUUAUUCAACUCCAGAACAAACACAACGUAAUCCUUAUACUACAAUACAAAAUCAACCAAUUCAAUUGUCUGAUUAUCAUUCACCAUAUGAAUAUCGAAAACAGAAACCAUAUCGUGAACGUAAAUAUACUAAUAAUCCAUUGCCUGUUGUAUCAAAUAAUCGUCUUGAACGAAAAACAAAACCACAACUUAAUGAAACACGUUCCCGUAUUGAACGACAACAAUUAAAUGUUCCAUCAAAAUCAACAUCUUUAGAAAGAUAUCCUGUUAAUAGAAAUGCACGUCUUGGUUUAUGGGAUGCUGGUUAUCAAACACAAACUGAUGAUGAAGAAUAUGUAAAUAAAUAUAACAAGAAAAAACGAAAUAGAAAAACCAUGCAACCACGUGCACCAUGGAUACCUGUUUGGUAA
Rotaria sordida is the source of this 1452-nucleotide messenger RNA. The record is from the annotation of a GenBank genome assembly. Lineage: Eukaryota; Metazoa; Rotifera; Eurotatoria; Philodinida; Philodinidae.